Molecule: messenger RNA, 261 nt
Organism: Sphenostylis stenocarpa
Lineage: Eukaryota; Viridiplantae; Streptophyta; Magnoliopsida; Fabales; Fabaceae
Source: the annotation of a GenBank genome assembly
AUGGUUGCCUAUGCUCCAACGACUUGGGGAGGCAUUGCUGGGGUGAUGGAGUUGUGUGCUAGGGAUAAGCUCCUUGAUCGCAUCAUUGCCAAGGGACAUUACCCUGGAUGUGUUGCAGUGCAUAUUGUUCCUCCUAAUCAUCUAGGGUACUUUGGGAGGCCUGACAUACAUAAUCGAGCCUCUGUUAUGGUAAAUAACACUAAGAUAGGUUUUGAUUUGAUUCCAACCCAACAUCAAAUGUUAAUUACCCUCAUUGAUUAG